GAAAUUGACUCGAAGGCAUCAGUACAAGAGGCAUGGACUCUAUUCAGGCAGUUAUACAACUGGGUAACUCAACCAUACAUACCCUGGACUGUCCCAAAGAAAAAGAAGCACGGACAUCCCUGGAUAGGGCGGGAUAUUCGACGUUUACUGAGACAAAAGAAGAAAUGUUGGGACGUUGCCAUCCGCCUUGGCACAGCAGGUACGAUGGAACGCUACAGAUUGAUACGAAACGAGUGUAUAACGAAAAUUCGGGAAGCUCAAAGAAAACAUGAAAUGCAGCUGGCACAAUCUGCACUCAAGCAGUCCAAGAGAAUAUUCUCGUACAUAAACUACAGAACAAGGAUGCAUCAUUGGAUUCCUAACCUAAUUAAGGUAGGAAGUGAAUCUGAAAUGAUAGAGGAAGAUCAGGAAAAAGCAGAGGCUAUGGCUGAAUAUUUUGGGGCAGUUUUCACUCAGUAACCUCCUCUAGAGAAAGAACCAGACCCAAAUACAAAGUCAACAAACCAGCUGCUCACCGUGGACUUCGACCAAAACGAUGUGCUUAAGGCUCUUAGCACCCUAAACAUGGAGAAGUCAACAGGACCAGAUGAACUACACCCCAAAAUCUUGAGACAUAUUGCCCAAUAUAUCGCGGCCCCACUGACUAUGAUAUUCAAUAUGUCACUUGACCAAGGUGUGUUACCUAUGGACUGGAAGGACGCAGUCGUCAUUCCCAUACAUAAAACAGGUCCACGACAAGUUCCAUCGAAUUACAGAUCUGUAAGCCUCACCAGUGUGGUAAUUAAAAUACUGGAAAGAAUAAUCAAACGGACCAUAACGGCAUUCAUGGAAACCAAUAACUUGUUUAACAUGGCACAACAUGGUUUUAGAAAGGGUAUAUCCUGUACAACGAACCUCCUUAUAGCUAGGGAGUUCUGGAUUAAUGCGCUAGACAACGGAAACUCAGUGGAUGUUGUCUACAUAGACUUCAGUAAGGCUUUUGACAAGGUGCCAACUAAUAGACUGCUAUUGAAGUUGGAAAACAUUGGUAUUGCCGGACCUCUUUUAAAAUGCAUUAAAGAUUUCCUAGUAGGUCGUAGACAAAAAGUAAGAAUAAAUUCCAAGUGCUCCAUCUGGAGACCAGUACUUAGUGGAGUACCCCAAGGUUCCGUCCUAGGUUCUUUACUUUUUAUAAUGUACGUUAAUGAUCUUACAAGUAUAGUACAGUCUCCAAUGUUAUUAUACGCUGACGAUGUAAAAAUUUGGCGAGUAAUAACUGGAGACAAAGACGCAUUUACUCUUCAGGCAGACUUAAAUAAUAUGAUAAACUGGUCCAAGGAGUGGCUGAUGCCUAUCGACGCGGAAAAGUGUGUCUACAUGCACUUGGGGGAUUCAAAGGUUAAUAAGUACAACAUAGGGGAUGUGUCAUUACCCGUAGUCCGGUCUCAUAAAGAUCUAGGGGUGACAGUGAGUAAUGAUCUUAAGACGACGGCCCAUUGCCGGGAGGUCGCAGCCAAGGAGUUUCGAACCCUCUGGCCUUUAAAAACGACAUUCACUAGGUUAGAUACUACCAUGUUCACCACAGCAUACACAUCCUUAGUGAGAACUAAGCCAGAGAACUGCGCUCAGGCUGCAAGCCCCUGUUUAAAAGGUGACUCGGACAUACUAGAAAAAGUACAGAGGGCAGCUACGCUUGCAAUUCCGGAACUCCGGGGUUAAUCAUACGAAGAGCGGCUUGAAAAACUGGACCUCUUUACUCAGUCCUAUCGCAGACUAAGGGGAGAUCUAAUUUUGAUGUACAGAAUACUGAGAAAUGAUUUCGGACCUAACUUAUUCUCUCUCUUUCUUCCCACUAGAUCGGGACACCUUAGAGGACAUAACAGGCGAGUAGAAAAGCCAAGAACGAACAAAAUACCCGUGGCAUACAGGUUCUCACACCGAGUCAUCAAUAUUUGGAACCUGCUGUCUGAAGCAGUGGUGUCCGCACCUUCAAUUGACUCUUUCAAGAGAAAACUGGGCACUCACAGAACAUACUAGAAAAGGAAUAAAAUAGGCCGUAGGCCUUCUGUCCUUACUACACAAAUCUGAAUCUGUAUUAACAGUUCGUUCACCCGCUUCUAUGGCCUUUUGGGGUACAAUAUAAUUGUUGCCUCAGUCAGCCAUUACGAGAGGCUAGAAUCCUAGCCUGCUAAUAAGCCAUGUAGAAGCAAGAAUUACAGGUGGU
Molecule: messenger RNA, 2203 nt
Organism: Schistosoma haematobium
Lineage: Eukaryota; Metazoa; Platyhelminthes; Trematoda; Strigeidida; Schistosomatidae
Exons: 1
Coding region: 565-1698 (377 amino acids)
Source: RefSeq, a predicted model, not a curated record